Messenger RNA from Grus americana (Whooping crane), 2186 nucleotides. It is a transcript of the gene EMC2, whose product is annotated as ER membrane protein complex subunit 2. NCBI's taxonomy places the organism in Eukaryota, Metazoa, Chordata, Aves, Gruiformes, Gruidae. The transcript has 11 exons. Gene Ontology annotation, molecular function: protein binding. Gene Ontology annotation, cellular component: EMC complex. Bases 102 to 995 code for a protein of 297 amino acids. Gene Ontology annotation, biological process: protein folding in endoplasmic reticulum. The record is from RefSeq and is a predicted model, not a curated record.
UGCGCCGGGCCGGGCCUGCCCCGCUGCGGGACGCCGCCCGCCCUCCCCGCCAAUGACGGCCGGGGCCGUCACGCCAGCGCGUCACGCGGGCGGCCGCCAAGAUGGCGAAGGUGUCGGAGAUGUACGACGUGACUUGGGAAGAUAUGCGUGAUAAAAUGAGGAAAUGGAGGGAAGAAAACUACCGAAACAGUGAACAGAUAGUAGAUGUUGGAGAAGAGUUAAUUAAUGAAUACGCAUCUAAACUUGGAGAUGACAUUUGGAUAAUAUAUGAACAGGUGAUGAUUGCUGCCCUGGACUGCAGUCGAGAUGAUUUGGCAAUGUUUUGUCUUCAGGAACUAAGGCGGCAGUUUCCUGGGAGCCACAGAGUGAAACGAUUAACUGGAAUGAGAUUUGAAGCCAUGGAAAGGUAUGAUGAUGCUAUCCAGUUAUAUGAUAGAAUUUUACAAGAAGAUUCAACAAACACAGCUGCAAGAAAGCGUAAGAUUGCCAUUCGAAAAGCCCAGGGGAAAAAUCUUGAGGCCAUCCGAGAGCUGAAUGAGUAUCUGGAACAAUUUGUUGGAGACCAAGAAGCUUGGCAUGAGCUUGCAGAACUUUACAUCAAUGAACAUGACUAUGCAAAGGCAGCCUUCUGCUUAGAGGAGCUUAUGAUGACUAAUCCACACAACCACUUAUACUGUCAGCAAUAUGCUGAAGUUAAAUACACUCAAGGGGGGCUUGAAAACCUUGAGCUAUCAAGAAAGUAUUUUGCACAAGCACUGAAGCUUAACAACAGAAAUAUGAGAGCUUUGUUUGGACUUUACAUGUCUGCCAGCCAUAUUGCUUCCAAUCCAAAAGCGAGUGCAAAAAUGAAAAAAGAUAAUAUGAAAUAUGCCAGCUGGGCAGCUAACCAAAUAAACAGAGCAUACCAGUUUGCAGGUCGCAGUAAGAAAGAAACUAAAUACUCUUUGAAGGCAGUGGAAGACAUGUUGGAGACCCUGCAAAUAACUCAGUCUUAGGUUGGCAUAGAGAUCCAAUAUUAAAUUUUCCAAUUCCAUGAUCAACCUGUAAUGACCUAUGGGUUAGGUUACUUCAGUGCUGUUAAAAGUUAAUUUUGUAUUGAUUAACAUGCUAUCCAAAAUAAUGUUUUAUGAAAAGUAAAAUGUCUAUUUAUUGCUGCUAUGAAAAAUGUGAUAAAUACCCACUGAAAUGAAUAACUUAUCCACGAAGACAACGUAAAGAAAUGACAUGUGCUGCACAUCAGUCUCUUUAGAUUUUUGUAUCAACAGUACCUGCUUUUAAGCCAUAAUUUGUAGAAAUAAACUUGUUAAAUGCUUAAAAAAGAUGACAGUGAUUUGACUUGUGAAUGGAAAUUAUGAAUUUAUAUAUGUAGGCAAAUAACAUAUGUUAGAAAUUUUUAUCUUAUUUGCAUAUUUAAAAGUAAUAGCAUGCUACAGAUGUACACUUCCUGGUAAAUAUUUACCAUACAGCAAGGAGUGAUUAUGAAUACACUUUGUUAGAGAAAAAAGUUGAUGUUAAUGGUUUUAUUAAUGAGUUGAUAUCCAGUACUGUAGAAAUGGAGAAGACUUAUUUGUGUACUUUGCUUCAGAGGGGCUCUUGUACUGGCCUAAGGCCAAAGACGUUCUUCUCUGUGGCUUUGUGGGCAAAUGCUUCCACGUCCGUGUAGUUCUCCAAUCAGUCUAUGCAUAUGCACUUUUAAAAUUCCUUCUGUGUGUCCUUUGUUGUACAUAUGUUCCACAUCAUGAAUUUCAAAACCGUCUGAAUGCAGGGCUGCAUGCUGGUCUGUGCUGUUUUAGUACCUACGUAUGGGUCCCUCUUCACUGAGGUGUAAGCUACGGUAUAGUUGCUUCUCCACAGUAACCAAGUAUUAGGGCACUGUAAGGAUGAGAUAGAUUGUUCAACUGCCUUGUACUUAUUGGAGGAUAGAAGUGUUUUUACACCAUUAGCAUAAAGCAUCUAACACACUGUAAAUAUAUAUUGUACUUUAGGCACUUGUUUGUGUACUCAAAUAAUUACUCAAACACCCUAAUUCAUGAAUUUUGCAGUUCUGAUCAUUCUGGAUGUUGUUCAGAUGUGCACUGUGGGAAUUCAGUUGCACAGCUGUCAUUUCAUUUAUUGUGGCUUUAGUACAACUGCAUAACAGCAGCAACAUACCCUUGGCAUAUUCUAAUAAAAAUUUUGUAAUGCUA